Molecule: messenger RNA, 817 nt
Organism: Micropterus dolomieu (smallmouth bass)
Lineage: Eukaryota; Metazoa; Chordata; Actinopteri; Centrarchiformes; Centrarchidae
Gene: ddt
Product: D-dopachrome tautomerase
Exons: 3
Coding region: 91-447 (118 amino acids)
Molecular function (GO): phenylpyruvate tautomerase activity
Source: RefSeq, a predicted model, not a curated record
AGAAUUAUUAGGAUACGUUUGCAGUCAGUGGGCUUUCGUCCUAGUCUCCACACAGAGUUGUCGGCACAUUAGAUUCCAGUAGUCCUUAAGAUGCCUUUCAUCGACUUACAGAGUAAUUUACCUAUCAGCUCCUUCUCUGAGGACUUUCUGAAGAAGCUGUGCUCCAGCGCCGCCGCUGCUCUGGGAAAACCCGAGGAAAGGAUGAACGUGGUGGUGACGCCAGGGUUGCCGAUGCUGAUAGCUGGCUCUUGCUCUCCGUGUGUGAUGCUGUCAGUGUCUGCUAUCGGUGUGACUGACACUGCUGACAAGAACAAGGAGCACAGUGCCAAGCUCUUUGAGUUUCUGACCAGAGAACUUGGUCUGACUGAAGACAGGAUUGUUAUUCAAUUCCACGCGUUGCAGCUUCACCAGGUCGGGAAGAAGGGAACCAUCAUGAGCUUCUUGUGAAGGACACAUCUUACAGUCCCUUUCCUAAAAGAAGACAGCAUCAAGCACACACUGUAUUUCCAUGUCACGUCCAUGUGCACUGUCUGAACCAUGUUUUUCACCUAUGCGGUUGUUCCUAAAGCUGUUAAACAUGAUGUUAAUACAUUUUAUUUUGAAUGGUUACUAGACCUAUGACCCCUGUGUUACCAUUCUUGAAAUCUGUGUCUCUUGUGAAUCUUGCAGCCUUCAGGAAUGGAAUGAUGACUUUGAAAGGAUUUGUGCUUUCCUGUCAGACAGAAUUUGUAAUGCAAAAGAAGGGCUCACAUUCUUUACUGAGUUUGGAAAGAGCGUUGCUAUUAUUUAGCUAUUAAAUCUGGAUUACAUAAAUACA